UGGGCUGGAAAAAAAAGAAAAGGAUGAUCCACUGUCUUCCCACUCAAUUUUUCAUUCCAUUGUAAUUAGUGAGAGAUCUAUCUAUGAAGAAGAGAGCAAAAUCCAAAAAUGAUGUAAAACAAUCCUAUCUCUCCUCCUCAACAACCACAACCAUGAGAGAGAGAGAAGCAGAUCCACCCAAGAAGCAAGUGAGAAGAAGGCUUCAGACAAGAAAACCUUAUCAGGAAAACCUCCUCAACAUGGCCGAAGCCCGCCGCGAAAUCGUCGCCGCCCUCAAACUCCACCGCGCCUCCAUGAAACAGCAACAGGUUCAACCAAGGCAGAAUCCGCCUUAUCAUGUGUCUUCUUCCUAUCCGGCUCCCCCUCAGCCUCUACGGGAUUUUGAAAGUCUUGAUUUUGCUCUGCCGACGCAGGCGCUGGGGCUGAAUCUGAACCUGCAUGACCUCAUCACCGCGCCUUGUUCGGUUUACUCAUCUCCGUUCACGUCUUCCUCGCCUCCUCCUCCCCAACUGCUGGAGAAGCCGGAUGGCUUUCAGUUCUUGGAAAUUGGAAGAGAGGAAGAGAGGGAAGAGGAAAUUGUGAGCUCGCCGUUUGAUGAAGUCAUGGAAUUUCCGGCAUGGCUGAUUGCGAAUGAGAGCUGUUUGGAGCUGCAGCAUCUUCAUCCCCCAGAUUUCCUUCAGGGCUCUGUUUUGCCAUGCAUGGAGAUUGAGGAAAUUGAAGGAAUGGAUGGAGAUUGGUUGGCUUGAGAAUGUUUUGAUUGUGUUUCUUUUUUUCGCAUGAUCAAAUAUAUAUGCGUGCUCAAUAUUAAUGUGGGCGCUAGGAAUUUUUUGAAUUUAAGUUUAUAAACUAAGUCUCUCUAUUAUAAUUAUAA
Salvia splendens (bonfire salvia) is the source of this 871-nucleotide messenger RNA. RefSeq lists its product as uncharacterized. Bases 84 to 746 code for a protein of 220 amino acids. Lineage: Eukaryota; Viridiplantae; Streptophyta; Magnoliopsida; Lamiales; Lamiaceae. The transcript is spliced from 2 exons. The record is from RefSeq and is a predicted model, not a curated record.